This is a messenger RNA of Papilio polytes (common Mormon), 1595 nucleotides long. RefSeq names its product proton-coupled amino acid transporter 4-like. The transcript is spliced from 11 exons. Gene Ontology annotation, biological process: amino acid transmembrane transport. Gene Ontology annotation, cellular component: vacuolar membrane. The record is from RefSeq and is a predicted model, not a curated record. Lineage: Eukaryota; Metazoa; Arthropoda; Insecta; Lepidoptera; Papilionidae. Gene Ontology annotation, molecular function: amino acid transmembrane transporter activity. Bases 333 to 1595 code for a protein of 420 amino acids.
CGGAUGGAACUGGCCACUUAAGUGAGUUUGGUGAUUGUCUCUAAACAAUAUUGUUUGUUGUCUUUCCGCAGUUCAACGUUCGGCGCAAGAAAGAGCGGUGCGCGUUCGAGAUAUAAAAUUCGCGCCAAAUUCGAAAAAAAAAAACUUUUCUUGUGGCCAGUGACAUUAAAAAUAAGAUUUUUUUUUCUGAAAAAAUCGUAAUUUUAGACAGUAAAGUGAGUGUUUAUAGUAAAAGACAGUAAGAAUAUAGAGUAACAAAAGUGGCAAUGCUGGCAAGGAGGGGACAGUUACUCAGUAUACAUUAACGACUGGGAAAAAUAAAACUAAACAAUAUGAAGAAAGAACAGGAAAUCCCACCGAUACGAACCGUGCAGGAUGCAUACAGCUCCAAGAUUGAACUGGCGUACAAUGGAUCCAGAGAAGACUUGGACCCAUAUGUCCCUGCAGAGCAUAGACCUCUCGAAUCCAAUACUUCAAGCUUCGGUGCCUUGGCUCAUCUGCUAAAGGCGUCCCUUGGAUCUGGCGUGCUGGCCAUGCCUCUCGCCUUUAAGAACGCUGGUCUUGUAGUUGGCGUUAUUGGCACACUUGUUAUUGGCUUUAUCUGUGGACAUGUCAUACACGUCCUGGUUAAAACGUCGCAGCAGUUAUGCGUUGAAGUUAAGAAGCCAUCGCUCGGAUACGCCGACACUUGCGACCUGGUGUUUCAGAAUGGACCUAAACCCGUCAGAAAGUUCGCGCCUUUCGCGAGGGAACUUGCGGAUUGGGCCCUAGCAGUUACUCAUCUAGGGGCGUGCUGUGUUUACACCGUAGUCGUUGCCGAGUCCUUCAAACAGGUGUCAGAUGUGUACGGAGGCCCGAACUGGUCCGUGACAGUCUACUGCGGAUUAACUCUGAUUGUGCUUAUACCGUUAACUCAAAUCAGCACGUUAAAAUACUUAGUGCCUUUCUCCGCUUUGGCGAACUUCGUUUGGUUGGGCUCUAUUUGCAUAUCAAUUUAUUAUUGCCUAAGGGACCCGCCGAAGAUCACCGACAGAAAUUUAGCCACCUCAAUUACAGGAAUACCAAACUUUAUUAGUACGAGCCUGUUCGCAAUGGAGGGUAUCGGCGUAGUAAUGCCGGUGGAAAAUGAAAUGUCGAAGCCGCAUCACUUCCUGGGCUGUCCUGGCGUGCUGAACAUCGCCAUGUCGGCAGUGGCAGUACUAUACGGCUUCGUCGGGUUCGCAGGCUACCUCAACUUCGGCGAGGAAGUAAGAGGCAGUCUCACGUUGAAUCUGCCUCAGGAUGAAAUAUUGGCACAAACCGCUAAAAUCCUGGUAGCCUGUGUUAUGUUGUUAUCAUUCGCACUGGUUUACUACGUACCAGUGGAUGUUGUAUGGCGACGAGUACAAGACAGAAUACCAGCUCGAGGACAUCGUUGGGGCAUGGCUGCAGUUAGAUUCACCGGGACUAUUCUCAUUGUUGGUGUUGCCAGUGCAAUUCCAAAGCUGGAGCUCUUUAUGGAGUUAGUAGGUGCGGUCUGCUUGUCUGUGAUGGGCCUGCUGCUCCCCGCUAUCUGGGUACAGAUCAGUUAUCUGCUGUUUUCAAUCAUCGCUUAA